This is a messenger RNA of Fusarium coffeatum, 2721 nucleotides long. RefSeq lists its product as uncharacterized. The record is from RefSeq and is a predicted model, not a curated record. Bases 1 to 2721 code for a protein of 906 amino acids. The transcript has 6 exons. Lineage: Eukaryota; Fungi; Ascomycota; Sordariomycetes; Hypocreales; Nectriaceae.
AUGUCUGAUCCCACAGGCAUUGGAUCACCUUGGCCCUUGAAGGAUGAGUUUAUAGGUGGAAAGCUUGGCAGCGGUGCCGGCGAUAGGAAAUCAUGGCAUCGCCUGGAAGACCUUCCCACGCCUUUCGCGGCACAGUACGCGAGAUUGAGUCAACCAUGGCUCCCCGGAUUUUGGACACGGUUUCCGUAUCGUGGGCUUAGCAUGUGGUUGCUGGCCUUGAUAGGAACUAUUGCGGCUGGCCUGAUAUUGAAGUACAGUGAUGGAGUACCUGUCAAGAACUGGGAUGAGCAUAUACAGCCUACCGUUUGGUUGGCUUUGACGUCGGCGUUAUCGGGUGCCUUUCUUGCUUGUGCUUUCACAGAAGGAGCGGCGAUAUCAUAUUGGAGGACUGCUGGGAAGCCAGUCACUUUACAACAAUUACAAGCUGUGUAUGGCUCUUCAACGGGCAUAAUACAGGCUGCUGUUAACCUGUUUACUUGGAAGUCCAAGACUCUGGGCAUAGCGUCCAUCUUGAUGACAUUAUCCGUCAUGCGAGGCCCACUGAUGCAACGGGCUUCGGCAACAACAAAUUACUACGAAACACAACAAGGGAAGAUGAAUUUCCACAUCGCGCGGGAACUACCCGAGGACUACGCCUGCAUUGUCACAGGCCGAACCCACUCAACGUCGCUACUCAGCAAAAACUUCAGCAAUGUUGCACAUAGCUAUAGCCGCCGUGACGAAAUGGCCGCUUUCGAUACGACCUGUACCAACUGCACGACAAAAGUCCAGGGUUUCGGCUUCCAGGUCAACUGUACCGAGACGACGCGGGACUACAACCUCACCGUUGGCGCAGACCAAGCGAGUUUGAAAGAUGCUAUGAACGGGGCAAGCUUUUUCCAGGUAAAUAUUACCGAAUAUACCGACUAUUCUGUUUAUGCUAUGCCUGAUGGGGCGUUUCUACGAUAUACGACGCUUUACAAAGACGAAGAUAGGUGUUAUGGCAAAACGAAAAUUCAGACUUGCGAUCUGCAUGCUGGUAUUGCAGAAUUUCCUGUACGUGUGGACGGCGAUACGGUUGAACUUGUGGGAACCUGGAAGGAUGACAAGUUCAUCGAGCGCAAGUAUAUGUUGCCUGCAGGGCUGGUCGCAAGUGGCUCAGGAAACAUUCUGGGCGGCUUCGACACCAUCGUCAGCAACCUCUACGAAUCAACAGCCUACAUGCGGUUCACCGGCGCAACAGGCUACGAUCUCGCCUCAAAUGGCCUACCAGCAGCACAAUACCUGACCAUGAGCGGCCUGGUACCUGGCUGCAACGACACUUGGUCAAACCCCAUGGACGAUGUCAUCGAACUAACCCGCAACCUCGGGUUUCGCGCAAGUCUUCAGUACGCAAAGUUCAACACAACCGACAAGCAAAAAGUCACAUACGACAGCGGCACAACAACACUUGUGUACGUGACAGACUACGAAAAGAUGUGGAUAGCAGUGCUGGUUUCGCUUAUAGGAAUAUUCUCCGUGCUACCCACCUUCUGGGGCUGGUGGGAGCUGGGCAGGGAUGUCAGUCUUAACCCACUUGAGAUUGCGAAUGCUUUUGGGACGGUUGGGCAGGAGUCGCAUAUUAUGAGGAACGUGGAUCCGAAUCAUAACGUUGGAGGAAUUGUUAAUGCGGUUCAUGACAUUGGACCUGUGAGCUGGAUCAGAAUGUUAUCUACCCAGCACACCGCACCUUCUGCUGAGGUCUUCACCUUACCUGUUGAAACCAGAACCUUUCCCCGGUUUCCCGAUCUGUCAUACGAUAUCCGUUACAUGAUCUGGCUUAAAGCGCUGUCCUACGAACGGUGGCUUAUGAUCGCACUCGAUUAUCCUGGUGACCGUACAAGCUCUAGCCGAUGCUACGAUUUGGAGCUACGGACGAUUCGAGAAAGUAUGACUGAGCCGAUAAUGCACCCCCUUCUCCACACUUGCUCAGAGUCGCGACAAAUAGCAAAGAAGUUCUACCGGAUUCAAAUCUCAUGCAGGUACUGCGCUGGGGACACCUAUUUUAAGCUUUAUAUUUGUCCCGAGUUAGACAUUCUGGAUGUCUAUUGGGAUAUGGCAAGCCAUUUCAUUGAAUUUGCUACGGACUGUUAUAACCAGGACCGGGACCGCAAGGGUCUCUUGAAUGUUCUCAUACCAUACCCACUCGGAGGCGCAUUUGGCAUAGAUUUGGAUGGGUUCCCCAUCGAUAAGGAUGCUGCCAAAGCAGCCAUAUACCGACUUCGGCGGGUCGUUCACGAAGGUGUAGUAGAGGCGAUCAUGUCGUCAGACCAAACUUCGCGAGAAAAGCCCUCCUCAGUUCCACGUCUGGGUGACAGCGAAGGUAUGACCUUUGACCAUCUAACCACAGAUCCUCGAGCCACUGAUGACCUAGCAAGGCUGAUGGUGGUUGACGGUCCAAGUGAGAGUAAGAGUAAGUGGCAGAGACUCCUGGAUAUGGUGGAGAUUGACCAGUCCAAAUGCAAUUUUGAAGAAAGUCUCAUGCUUUUUCGAUGUGGCUCAUAUCGUCAUCUGCCAGAAGCGAGGAGUGUAUUGCCUUCCGUUACUGGUUUCUGGUUAGUGCCUCUGGAGGCAUUUCAAGAAGGUGACGGGAACAAAUCCAGAGGUUAUGUGGAUUUGAGAGACUACCCACCAGAAUUCAUUGAGGCUACCUUUAUGGUUAGCACCUCAACCUCAGAAGACAAUCUCCCUGUGGCUCCAUAG